Habropoda laboriosa is the source of this 1082-nucleotide messenger RNA. It is a transcript of the gene eIF3i, whose product is annotated as eukaryotic translation initiation factor 3 subunit I. The record is from RefSeq and is a predicted model, not a curated record. Gene Ontology annotation, biological process: cytoplasmic translational initiation. Bases 114 to 1082 code for a protein of 322 amino acids. Lineage: Eukaryota; Metazoa; Arthropoda; Insecta; Hymenoptera; Apidae. Gene Ontology annotation, molecular function: RNA binding; protein binding; translation initiation factor activity. Gene Ontology annotation, cellular component: eukaryotic translation initiation factor 3 complex, eIF3m; cytoplasm. The transcript is spliced from 5 exons.
GACAAUUCUUGUUGCAGUACUUGAAUUAAUAAUUAAAACUUGAAUUAUUAUGCAAUGUUUCGCAAUUUAUUGCGGUUAUGUUAUUCCAUGUACUGUAAAAUUCGAAACCUUUGAUGUUACAUGGGCACGAACGUGCCAUAACGAAAAUUAAAUACAAUAGAGAAGGAGAUUUAUUGUUCUCUUCUAGUAAAGAUAAAAAACCAAAUGUUUGGUAUUCUUUGAACGGCGAACGUCUUGGAUCUUUUAAUGGGCACAAUGGUUCUGUAUGGUGUAUUGAUGUUAAUUGGGAUACAACAAGAUUUUUAUCUGGCAGUGGUGACAAUUCGCUAAGAGUUUGGGAUUGUCAAACUGGAAAAGAAAUAGGUCAACUUCACACAAAUAGUUCAGUGAGAACAUGUAGCUUUAGUUAUUCAGCAAACCUUGCUGUUUAUUCAACAGACAAAGCUUUAGGACACCAGUGUGAAAUGUUUAUCAUAGAUAUCAAGAAUGUUGAUGCAGUAUUAUCACAAGAAGAUGCAAUUGCCAGAAUUGCUGUCACUGAACCCAAAAUCACUGCUAUUUUAUGGGGUGCAUUAGAUGAAACAAUUAUUACUGGUCAUGAAGAUGGUGAAAUCUGUCUUUGGGAUGUUAGAACAAGGAAAAAAUUAACAAGUGUUAAAGGUCACAAAACACAAAUAAAUGACAUGCAAUUUAACAAAGAUGGCACUAUGUUUGUAACUGCAUCAAAAGAUAAUACUGCCAAAUUAUUUGACAGUGAGUCAUUAGUGUUAUUGAAAACAUACAAAACAGAAAGGCCUGUUAAUUCUGCCACAAUUUCUCCUAUUUUUGAUCAUGUGGUUCUUGGAGGAGGUCAAGAUGCUAUGGAUGUCACAACAACGUCCACGCGUCAAGGAAAAUUCGAUUCUCGAUUUUUCCAUUUAGUAUUUGAAGAAGAAUUUGCGCGUUUGAAAGGACAUUUUGGUCCAAUUAAUUCUCUUGCGUUUCAUCCUAAUGGUCGUAGCUUUUCAACGGGUGGAGAAGACGGUUAUGUUCGUAUUAACACAUUUGAUCAAUCUUAUUUCGACUUCCAUUUUGAAUACUAA